Funneliformis geosporum is the source of this 306-nucleotide messenger RNA. The record is from the annotation of a GenBank genome assembly. Lineage: Eukaryota; Fungi; Glomeromycota; Glomeromycetes; Glomerales; Glomeraceae.
CUUUGGAUGGAUGGACGAAUCCAAAUGGUGUUUCCAUUUAUAAUUUUGUAUUGCUUACUCCUGAAAAUCAACAAUUUCUUUACCAUUUACAAGAUUGCAGCGGAGAACACCAUACCAGUGAAUAUUUAGCUUUACAAAUUAGUGAAGUUGUUGAACGAGUUGGAAAGGAUAAAAUAGCAGCUGUAGUAACAGAUAAUGCACCAAACUGUGCAAAUGCUCGUGAAAUUAUUUCUACUAAAUAUUCAAAGAUUCUAAACAUACGAUGUAUUGCACAUUUUGUAAAUUUACUUACCAAGGAUAUUAUGU